Messenger RNA from Sorghum bicolor (sorghum), 1216 nucleotides. RefSeq lists its product as uncharacterized. The record is from RefSeq and is a predicted model, not a curated record. Lineage: Eukaryota; Viridiplantae; Streptophyta; Magnoliopsida; Poales; Poaceae. Bases 51 to 965 code for a protein of 304 amino acids. The transcript is spliced from 4 exons.
UACAACUUACACAAGUAUUGAGUGAGUCAAUUGUAGCACCCACCGUCCCCAUGGCCGUCUCCGACAUUUUCAAGGUCACUCGUAUCCUCGGUGGAGUCGUGGAGAACGCUCAGGUGAUCGGCAAGCUGUAUCUGCGCCAGAUCACGGGCACGAAUCAGUCAUACGUGAUAGAGCCCAAUGCCGUGACAGGGCUAGGUGAAAUUGGUGUCAACAACUGGGCAAUCUAUGACGGCACUGGCUCCCAAGCGAACCUGGUUGCCAACGGGCAAGGCAUGUACACAUAUACCGUCAACUGGAACCAAUCCUUCACCCUGGUGUUUAAGGUCGAAAGGUUCAAGGAGUCCACUCUUCAGGUUAUGGGAGCAUCAUCUCCUGACAAAGAAAAUGAGUGGGCCAUUGUAGGUGGGACUGGUGAAUUCGCAAUGGCACGUGGUACCAUCAAGAGAAGAGUAAGUAGUGUAACAGGCGGCACAUCAACACAAGAGCUUACUAUUGAAUUCUUCUGCCGCAUGAAGGUCGUCCCUUCACCUACAAUGAGAGGACCAUGGGGUGGAAAUGAAGGCUCCCUUUGUGAAAUGCGAGGCAAGUCUCAACGUCUAGAAAGUGUGACAAUCAACCAUGGGGGUGUAGUUCAUGCGAUUGGAUUUUCCUACAUUGACGAAGACGGGCGAAUCCGCAACGCUGGUAUUUGGGGUGAUAUUAAGACGGGCCGGGCAGAUAAGACCGAAACAAUAAAGUUUGGUCCAUCAGAGUUGGUGAAGCAGAUCAUUGGGAGAACUGAUAGAAGCCCAAUGUUGCAUAUUUCAAAAUUGCAGAUCGUCACCAACUACAAUACGUAUGGUCCUUUUGGAACUUGGACCCCCUCCGGUCAAUUCAGCUACACCGUGCCGGCGGAUGAGAUCGUGGUUGGCUUCUAUGCAAAAACUAAGGAUAUCAUCAAUACGAUUGGUGUUUACACCAUCUAAAUCAUUCAGUAUUCGACCCUGCUGCAGCCUGCAGCUACGUACCUGCAUAUGUUCCUUUUAAUCAUCAGAGUGUCUGGUUUCCUCCCGUUUCCACUGUUCCAGUAAUAAGAUGGCUAGCUAACGAGGGUGUCUGUCCCCUUGUCCUAUGCCUGUUGCAUUGUGAUCUUUCAUAAUCAAAUCGGUCGUGUAACAUCUUUCCUUUUUUCGCUUUGCAAUGUUCAAUAAUGAUGUAAUUUUCAGAGAUUGUUUUC